GGGUUUGGUUUGUGUUUACAGCUGCACUGUUGCUUGCUAAUGUUCAGCGCUGUUAUGUCAAGCUUCUCUGGAAUAAAAAGCUUUUGUGGAAACAGGUAAUUUUGCUCAUUAAACUGCCAUUCAUGAGCGCGUCUGGCUUGGUUUAGCAGUCAUGGAUGACAAGGCCUCGGUGGGAAAGAUUAGCGUGUCUUCUGAUUCAGUGUCCACCCUCAACAGUGAGGACUUUGUCCUGGUUUCCUGUCUGGGGGAUGAGACCCACUCCACUAAUAAUGGUAGCGAUGAUGAAAAGACAGGACUAAAGGUGAUUUCUGAGGAAGGGGUCAGCUUUAAGAUUGUGGGGAACGGCAGUGAGCAGCAGUUACAGCAGGAGCUGGAAGAUGUGCUGAUGGACCCUUCUAUGACUGAGCUGACGGGCAACUUGGACCAAUCGGGAGAGGGAGAUCAUGGCUACCCUACCAUUGUUGCCACGCCACUGUCCUGCACAACACCCCCUAAACUCAAGAUGAUGCUGCCUGUUCAGGGGCCUCAGGAGAGCGAACUCAAUGAGAGAUCUUACAGGGAUGAGCCCUCUGAGAUGAGUCCCAGUACUCCAGUCCCAGACGAGGACAGUGUGGUGUUCAGUAAACUGACUUAUUUGGGCUGUGCGUCAGUGAACGCCCCUCGCAGUGAGGUGGAGGCACUGCGUAUGGUCAGCAUACUGCGUAGCCAGUGCCAGAUGCCCCUGGACAUCACCCUCUCUGUGCCUGGAGUCUCUGAGGGCACCGUCAGGUUACUGGAUCCUCAGAGCAGCACUGAGAUUGCCAACUACCCCAUAUAUAAGAUCCUCUUCUGUGUUCGCGGCCAUGACGGGUCGCCAGAGAGCGACUGCUUCGCCUUCACUGAGAGCCACUACAAUGCUGAGAUCUUCCGUAUCCACGUCUUCCGCUGUGAGAUCCACGAGGCGGUCAGCCGAAUACUCUACAGCUUUGCCACAGCCUUCCGACGAUCAGCCAUUAAAGCGCCACUUGCUGCCAAGACUCUGCCCCUCACACCAGACAGUGAUGUUUUCACCUUCACCGUCAGUCUGGAGAUCAAAGAGGAUGAUGGGAAGGGCACAUUUAGUGCUGUGUCAAAGGAUAAGGACAGGCAGAGCUUUAAACUGCGGCCAGGCAUGGACAAGAAGAUAGUGAUCUAUAUCCAACAGACGUCCAACAAAGAGCUGGCCGUCGAGAGGUGUUUUGGUCUGCUCUUGAGCCCAGGGAAGAAUGUAAAGAACAGUGAUAUGCACCUGCUCGACCUGGAAUCAAUGGGCAAGAGUUCAGAUGGGAAGUCUUACAUCAUCACAGGGAGCUGGAAUCCCAACACUCCUCAGUUUCAGGCUGUGAACGAGGAGACACCCAAAGAUAAGUUCAUGUACAUGACAACGGCAGUGGAUCUGGUGAUCACUGAGGUGGAGGAGCCUGUGAGGUUCCUGCUGGAGACGCGGGUUCGAGUGUGCUCCCCCAACGACAGGCUCUUUUGGCCCUUCAGUAAACGCAGUUACACUGAGACCUUCUAUCUCAAACUCAGACCCAUGGAGAACAAGGAGCGGAAGAGUAAUUCAGACACGCUUUAUGAAGUGGUGAGUUUAGAGAGUGAGACGGAGAGAGAAAGGAUGAAGACCACGGCUAGCCCCGGCAUUCUGCCCUUUGGAUCUCACAGCUCUAUUGUGCCCUCGCCACCAGAGGAUGAUGAGGAGGAAGAUAAUGAUGAGCCCUUACUUAGCGGCUCUGGAGACGUGUCUAAGGAAUGCGGUGAAAAAAUUCUGGAAACUUGGGGCGAUUUGUUAUCCAAAUGGCAUCUGAACUUGGCUGUUCGGCCCAAACAGCUGCCGGCGCUGGUCCGCAGUGGUGUCCCAGAGGCCUUGAGAGGGGAGGUGUGGCAGCUACUGGCCGGAUGUCACAACAAUGACCACCAGGUGGAGGAGUACCGAACACUCAUUAUAAAGGAAUCUCCACAAGACAGUGCCAUCACUCGUGACAUUAACCGUACCUUUCCGGCACACGACUACUUUAAAGACACAGGAGGUGACGGGCAGGACUCUCUCUAUAAGAUCUGUAAGGCAUACUCUGUAUACGAUGAAGUGAUUGGUUACUGUCAGGGGCAGUCCUUCCUCGCUGCUGUGCUGCUGCUACACAUGCCAGAGGAGCAGGCGUUCAGCGUGCUGGUGAAGAUCAUGUUUGAAUACGGUCUCAGGGAGCUCUUCAAGCAAAACUUUGAAGAUCUGCACUGCAAGUUCUUUCAGCUGGAGAGACUCAUGCAGGAAUAUAUUCCAGACCUGUACGCACAUUUCCUGAAUCUGGGUUUGGAAGCGCACAUGUACGCCUCCCAGUGGUUUCUCACUCUCUUCACAGCCAAAUUCCCCCUCUACAUGGUCUUUCACAUCAUAGACCUACUGCUGUGUGAGGGCAUCAGUGUCAUUUUCAAUGUGGCUCUUGCUCUACUGAAGACAUCUAAAGAUGACCUAUUACAGACAGAUUUUGAGGGUGCGCUGAAGUUCUUUCGAGUGCCUGUGCCCAAACGCUAUCGCUCAGAGGAGAACGCCAAGAAGCUCAUGGAGCUAGCAUGUAGUAUGAAGAUUAGUCAGAAGAAGCUAAAGAAGUAUGAGAAGGAAUAUCACACCAUUCGAGAGCAACAAGAACAGCAGGAGGCGCCAAUCGAGAGAUAUGAGAGAGAGAACCGGCGGUUACAGGAAGCUAACAUGCGUCUGGAACAGGAAAACGAUGACCUGGCACAUGAGCUGGUCAGCAGUAAGAUCGCGCUGCGGAAAGACCUGGACAACGCGGAAGAGAAAGCCGAUGCGCUCAAUAAAGAGCUUCUCAUCACCAAACAGAAACUGGUGGACUCUGAAGAUGAGAAGAGACGACUGGAGGAAGAGUCUGCACAGCUGAAGGAGAUGUGUCGGAGAGAACUGGACAAAUCUGAGUCUGAGAUAAAGAAGAACGGCUCCAUCAUUGGGGAAUACAAACAGAUCUGCUCUCAGCUCAGCGAGCGUCUGGAGAAACAGCAGACGGCUAACAGAGGAGAGCUGGAGAAGAUCCGGCUGAAGGUGGAAGGCUGUGAUAAAUGCAGCAAUCUCUUCAAUAAGGAGGGCCGUCUGAAAGUGUUGAGUGCUCCUAAGGAGGGCAGUGAGGAGGACACAGAUGAGGAGAAGGAGGCGCUGAAGUAUCAGCUGAGAGAGAUGGAGCUGGAGCUCGCUCAGACCAAACUACAGCUGGUGGAGGCCGAGUGCAAGAUACAGGACCUGGAGCAUCAUCUGGGCCUGGCUCUGAACGAAGUCCAAGCAGCCAAAAAGACGUGGUUCAACCGGACGUUAAGCUCCAUCAAGACUGUCACUGGAGCUCAAGGCAAAGAGAGCGUCUAACUGGACCACAGAGACACUCCAGCCACUAACUAUCUCUCCCCUGUCCAGUGCUUGUACCCUGCAGCUGGCACAACAGAAGUUUUUUCUCUCUCCUUUUUCCUUUUGUAAAAAGAACUUUACUUUUAGGGUACCAACUAUCCAAACUGAAACACAUGUACUUACUGAAAGAAAAAAGACUUUAACGUCUUUCUACUACUGAUAUUAAACAGAGGACUGGGCUGUGUCUUCUGCGAGAUAUUAACACUUCAUCUAUUGACCUACUCAAGACUACUUGCAUAAACACAGAGUCCCAGUUAAUAUACGGUACAAGUGCUGUCGGAAAACUAGUUUCCGUUCAACCGUAACUUUCAUUUGUGUAAUGCAGAUUUGCUUUUUGCAAGGUGAUGGCAAAUGCGUUGAUCUGUGUGCAUGUGUAUGACUGAAAAGGUCUGCUUUUAUUGUACAGUGUGUGUGUGUGUGUGUGUUUGAGUGUGUUGGCCAAUAUUGUGGUUUCCAGAGGAAGACUAAAAGGAGGGAGUAAAUAGGUAGCACACUGUACAUAGAUUGUACAGUGAACUUUUAAUUUGAUUCCUCCUUGAACCACUAGCUGGCGCCCUUCUGAUAUUAACAAAAAUUAAUGGUGUAUUUGAUGAAUCAUGCGCAGUGGGAUACAGUGAUUGUGUAUAUCUGUAGCCACACAACGGGCUGAUCUAUAAAGGACUGCUUGUUUGACCGAAAGGUCAAUGUAAUUCACAAUCUGCAGUCUUCUGUAGUGACUGUGUGUUGCGGCUAACCAGAAAGGCGCGCUCUAAAGCACUUAUGAAUCGAGCACACGUUUUGAUCGGCAAGCACAUAUCAAGGUAAAGGAAAAGCUCAACCUUCAGCAGUCACUUUGUGUGUGUGUGUGUGUGUGUGUGUGUGUGUGUAAAGAAUACUUUGCAGUAAGGUCUUUGCACCUUACAGACAUAUUUAUAUUGAUAUUUGGCUUGCUACAGAUAUUGUUGGUGGUAAAGAAGGCCUGUGUGCCCUAUUAAGACAAAAGGGGCUGUUCUAAGAGGCACUGGGUUGUAAAUAAAAAAAAUAAGCAUAUGAUUUUUUUGGGGGGAUUAAUUUUAUAUUUCAAACUCUACUUGGUAACUGUACUAAUGUUGCCUAAUUGUAUUGUGCUACAAGAUUAUUACUAAUUGUUUGCCUUUGUCUUAAAUUUCAGACUGCUGUCUCAUUACAUGCCAAAUGUACCUUUACUAAGCAUUACAUUCGUGUGGACAUUGUAAUAGUGUAGGUUGCAUUGUGUAUACUUCCAUGAAUUUCAGUAUAAAGAUAUGAACACGUU
Molecule: messenger RNA, 4694 nt
Organism: Myxocyprinus asiaticus (Chinese sucker)
Lineage: Eukaryota; Metazoa; Chordata; Actinopteri; Cypriniformes; Catostomidae
Product: rab GTPase-activating protein 1-like
Exons: 27
Coding region: 152-3382 (1076 amino acids)
Source: RefSeq, a predicted model, not a curated record